GGAUGAAUGAUCCAAUCAUGAAACACAAACAAUAUAAUUAAUCAACAACGGAACAAUACAGCACAAUGAUUAUUAACACAUUUUUAUAUUUUAACACAGAUACGCAGAAAAAAAAAUUCUUUUUUUUAAAAGGGACAAAACAUACCUUAGAAUAUUGACAUGUCCCAAAUGAUGUAUAUUGCUCAAGCAUGCUGUCUAGGGCAUGCCGACUUUGUAUUAUCGCUUUUUACCCACCCAUUUCUCUUCUAUUUUAAAAAUUUAUCAAAAUACUUUAUAUUUAUUUUCGCCUUAAUUUGACCAAACUGAAAUUGUUAUAUAGUUUAGUUCAUUUUAGAUUUCAUAUGUUUCCUAAGGGCGUAGUAAUUUUAUUUUAAGUGUCAUUUUUGCCAACAAUUGACUUUUUAAUGCUGAGUAAUGCUGGUUAGAUCAUUUCUAGUAGAACACAAAAAAUUUCUCCAUAUUUCACAUUAAAAUUGAGUAACUCUAUUAUAGAAUUGAAUUUUUAUUCCAAUGGUUCAUUCUAUAAGGGUAUCUCCAAUAAAACACAAAAAAUUCUUCUAUAUUUCACACUAAAAUAGAAUAAUUCUAUUAUAGAGUUGAAUUUGAUCCAAUAGUUCAGUACUAUAUAAUAGAGUUACUUUAUAUCAGUGUAAAAUAUAAAAGAAAAUUUUAUGUUUUAUUGGGGAUGUCUUUAAUACAAAAUAAUGGAUUUUAGCUUGUAGUACUAGGCUACUAGCUACAAUUUUUUUGUGUAUUAGCGUUGUAAUAUAAAAUGCAAAUACCCAAAACAUUCAAACAUUUACGAGACAAUGGAGUAAAUAUUUUGUAUAGUCCACCACGUCACGUUAAACAUUAAAGGCUAUGAAUCGAUCGCUCAACUCAGUAGACACACAACAUUCUCAAAAUUUUCACGUUUCGAGUUUAGGUAUUCGUGAGUUCUUAGCAGAAUAAACACAGGACACUUGUAUGAUGGAUGUACCACAAAAUAACUUUAUAAACAAAAAUGAUGUUGUUAGGCCAUACCAUGCCUCGGGUUAUAUGUUAUGAUUUCACUAGACGAUUGGUACUUACUAACUUUUAGUGAAAGUCAAACUAUUGCUUUAGUCUGAUUUUUUUUUUUUUUAAUGUUGAAGUUUAUAUCUCAGAGUAUGGAAUACAAUAAGAAAAAGAGUAGGAUACAUAAAUCUACAAACACUUCGGAAACUCGUGUUUAAUUUAAUUUUUCAUCUCUAACUAUAACACCAAAUUCUAUAAAGAAUAUAAGAUUUUAAAUAUUAUUAAUAUUUAUUCUUAAUAAUUUUAAUAUAUUCAUUAUUUGUAAUUGACUACUAACCUUUUUAUCACAUUUAUAUCUUAUGUUUAGUUGUAAGAAUUUUCUAUAUUUUCACUGUUUAUUAAAAAUAUAAUUUAGUUAAUUUACAUAGUAAUUUAUUUAUUUAUGUAAAAUAUUAGUUGACAUUAAAAUUUUGCACAUUUAAAAAUGAAAGUACAUAAUAAUAAAUGAUCUUUAUUUUGUUAGAUUUGAUGUAAUUGAUUAUAUUUAUUUAGUUAUAGUAUUAUUUAUAUAUAAAAUAAUAUUUUAAUGUUUAAAAUGUGAAAAAUUAAAUAUACAAAAUAAUAUGAUAUUUUUCUUUGACUAUAAUUGAAAAUAAAAAUAUAUAUUAUUUUAUAUUUAGUGUGAUAAAUAGAGUUAUGUCAAAUUUAAUUGUAACCCUAUUUAUAAAACACUAAAUUUGAUGUAUUGGUAUAAUUUUGGAGUUCCACCGAAAAUAGAAACAACACCAAAUAUGGACUCUCACUGGCGUUGGUCUAAUAUUACAAAAUGAUCCACACAUAAAAAUGAAACACAAGGGAAGGUUAAUGAAUUCGAGCUCCAAUUGAAACACACCAAAACACAAACGAACCAAAGCUGCUGCUCCAAGGGAACCCCUUGGUUUGAAAUUUGGAUAUUGCUCUAGUAUUUAUUCUACCGUGUAACCUAAGAAUGACUUUUUUUUGGUAUCUCAAACCUAUGGAGAAAUACAACUGAUCCUCAAAGAGGUGGUGCAACCCACAUAUGAAUAGAUCGUAAGAUAGACCUAUAUCCGUUUGGCACAAAUUGAAGUGUAGUAGGAUGCCUUUGAACCCGAAUUGUUUAGCACCUUGGAAUGCGCCUACCACUACACCACUACUUUAUAGUUAGAAUGAGUUUUAUUUAGCCAUGUUUAUAUGUAAGCAAAUAUUUUAUUCAAAGUUACCAAGUUACCAAUAAUGAUCUUAUUCUUGGAUCCAUAGAAUAAAGUAUAGAUAAUGUUAGCAAAUAUGAAAAAAAAAACUGUUAGCAAAAUGUUAGAUAAUGACAUUUAAAUGUCAAACUGAAAAGGACAAAGCAUGCACACAGUUAAUCAUUAUACGUACAUCUAUUACUCAAACCUUUUGAUCUAAAAUUCGUCGUGUGGGCUAUUUAAUUAUUUGAACUUCGGCUCGAAUGUUUUAUCAGGGGUUAGUUUAGAGGAAACUACUAGCCAUGACGUGCUCAUCCCUAAAAUCAAGGAUGCUUACUAUUCCAAAAAACCACAUACAUAUAGUUGCAAAUAUACAUAUAUGAUGAUGUUUUAUCAGUUUAAUUAUACAUAUACAUAUAUUAUAUGAUGUUUUAUCAGUUUAAUUAUAUAUAUACAUAUAUUACAUAUAUAUGAUAUAUGUAUGUGUUUAUAUGGAUACUAAAAUGUAAGAAGUUGACAAAAGAAUUAAUACGGACUUAAGAACAAACGGCAGACACAUGAGUUCAUUCAUCUCCACGUAUAUAUUCCUCUUGUACUCAAUGUUUUUGUUAAUUCCCUUGUAUUUAUCAUUACUCCAUCUUUAGUUUUUGGCUUUUUAUAUAUUUCCCUCUUAUAAUCGUUUGGAUUUUUCUGUUUAUUUGUGCAAUAAUGUUUCUGUUUUUAUGUAAAUAUGCUUGGGCGGUUCAAGACACUGACGUGCAUGUUAGUAUACAAAUCAGCCAUACAAAAUGUCUGGAACCGAUUUAUUUAUGGAAAAUGUCAUCUUCUCAUGAUCAAAUAGUUCCCAGUAAUCAAUUAGUGUUUGGUCUAUUGGUGUAGUCGUGUAGACAUGGUCUCUAUAAAAAAUUAAUAAGUCAUGUUCCCUCGGGCUCGAGUGCUAUUGUUAUACCUAUUAUCUUGCCGCCACAAUGCAUUCGAAAGAUAAAUAGACAUAUAGACCUUGGCGGUACUCACAGCCAUUACCUUUGCUCUGAAACAAGGAAUCAACUCCAUCUCACUCUUCUCUGACUCUGAAGUCCUGAUCAACAUCAUAAACCGACAUGAGAUGAAGCUGGAGGUCUAUGGAAUCCUUCGGGACAUUUACUUUUGAUCCCUCUCAUUUAAGACAAUCAAGUUUAUUUUUAUUCCUAAAACAGCUAAUGUUAGAGCUGACUCUGUAGCUAAACAUGCUCUAUGGACCCUGAACCAAGUUUAAUUUAUGAAUGAAAUCAGUUUGCACAAAAACAAAAGACAUAACAGGUAGUAUAAUUUGUUUUUGUGAACAUGAAAACUUAGUACAGUUUCAGUUUUUUUUUUUUUUUUUUAAUUUUUCCUGGGCUCUACCAAAUUCAAAAGAAAAAACGAAAGUAAAAAACAACCCUAAGGUGCUUUCUUGAUCAUGCCCUUUCUCUUUUUCCUUUAUUUCCCUAACUUUUUUUUUUGAAAACAAUUUCCCUAUUUUUUUUAGCGAUUAAUUAUUCGUUUGCUACGAUCUCCUCUAUGUAAUUUCCCUAAUUUCGUUUAGUAGUUCAUAAUCCCCAUGCUAGUUAAUAACCAGAGUUAUUAAAAUAAAUGUUUUAUUAUAUUUUCACACUAAAGUAAAUAAACAACCCGUAAACUUUGCCCAAAUUUGAGGAUAUGAUAUCCAUAAUCAUGGAAAUAAUUAAGAUAAAAUAAUAAUAAUAAACCAUUCAUUAAGGAUGAAAUUUAAUUUGAAAAAGAAAAUUGGUGGGACAUUUAAAAAGAGGAAGAAAAAUAAAAAGAAAAGCAAAAAAAAUAAAUAGAAAACGUAAAGCUAAAGCAAACAAGCAUAUAGCUAAGCGUCGCUACACUUUCAAAACCUCUCAUCAGUCUCUCAUCAAAAUCCGAGAAAAAAACAAAAAGAAAAAGUUCAAAGAAACUCUAAUCUAAAGAUCCGAUCGUCGUCAUCUUCACUUCUCUGGAUCUUCGCCUUUUGUUUUGUCACUUUUGCUUUAUGUUCUGUUUCUAUAUCUCGCCCUAAAUGAAAGACAGAGGAAAGAGAACUGCAAUGGAGAGAAGAAGAAACGACGACGUCUCGCUUUACUACAGCUCACCGUCGGAACUCUCUUGUCGGAAACAUCCAUCUGUUUCCGCUGUCGGAAUAUGUCCGUACUGUCUGAACGACCGUUUAGUUAACCUCGUAUGUUCCGAAUGCGGCGAACAGAGACUCUCUUCUUGCUCUUGCUCAGAUAUCUCCUCUAACCGAACUUCAAACGCCGCCGUAGACGCCGGGAACUUCCUCCGGAUCGCUUCGCUCAUCGACGAAGAGGCGACGAAACAGAGGAAGCCGAAGAGAACAGAGGAAGUUGUGGUGUUCAAGAGGAGUAGUAGCAGCUGCGUUGAGAUCAACAAGACGAAGCAUCAUCAUAGAUUCUCGAGACUCGGGAGGUUCUUCAGGAGGAUUAAUCCGAGAAAGGACAGAGCUUUCGAUGACAACAACGACAACGAUUCUUGGGUUUUGAAACAGAGUGUUUCGAGAUCGAGAUCGCUUUGUAGCUUCCGAGGAGGAAACGGGUACUUUAUCGGGUCGGAGGAAGACGUGUCGUCUUACUCCGGCGCGAGGAGCUCGUUCUCCGCCGCGAGAAGCUCGAGCGUCAACGGCGGUUCAGGGGUUUUUGAUGCGACGAUAACAGAGCAUCGGAGGAGUAACUUCGAAGGGAGGAGGAGUAACUUCAGCGAGACGACGGAGCAUCGGAGGAGCAAUUUCAGUGAAUCGGAGCCGCCGCGGAGGAGCUGUUUCGAGGCGAGGAAGAGUAACUUCAGUGAAACAGAGUAUCCGAGGAAGAGUAACUUCAGCGAAACAGAGUAUAAACAGAGUAUCAAUAAUCAUCCACGUAGGAGCAAUUACGAGGCGGCGCCAAGGAAGAGUGACUCGUCGGCGAUGAGUUUCACGAGAAGGGUUUUGUCGAUGAAAGAGAGUUACUUUACCGGAGGAGAAGAGCCUGGUUUUAUAGAUCUCAAGUUCGAUUCCUCUGGAGGAGGGGAAGUGGUGGUGAACGACGGCGUUUUGGAGCAUGGAGGAGGAGGAGGGUCUUGCCGGUUAACGAAGAAGGAUAGAGAGGUGAGUAAGAGUCGAAGAAGUUUCAAAGGAUGGAAAUGGAUAUUCGGACAUCAUCAUCAAAGAGAUUCAUGAUGAUGCCGAUGGAGAUUGAAGGUAACAUUUGAACUGUUUGAGUGAUCCGAUGCAAAUCAUAGUAAUAAAGGCUUUAAAUUUUGUUUUCUCUAAUGAUUUAUCACUUUGUUUUGUUGAAUAUAUAUAUAUCGACGCAUCGGACUUCAAGUUUUGUGAUUUGAAAUGAUAAGAGAUGUGAUUAUGAGUGUACACAACUUAACUGGUUUUAACCAAAGUCUCAUUUGUAAACUGGUAACCUUAGAGUUCUAAUGUAUUUUAUUGGUCACUUUAAUUCAAUACAUGUGAAGGUUGAUUAG
Messenger RNA from Brassica rapa (field mustard), 5693 nucleotides. RefSeq lists its product as uncharacterized. Lineage: Eukaryota; Viridiplantae; Streptophyta; Magnoliopsida; Brassicales; Brassicaceae. The record is from RefSeq and is a predicted model, not a curated record.